Messenger RNA from Neurospora tetraspora, 584 nucleotides. RefSeq names its product transcription initiation factor IIA, gamma subunit-domain-containing protein. NCBI's taxonomy places the organism in Eukaryota, Fungi, Ascomycota, Sordariomycetes, Sordariales, Sordariaceae. The coding region runs from base 92 to 439 and encodes 115 amino acids. Gene Ontology annotation, molecular function: RNA polymerase II general transcription initiation factor activity; TBP-class protein binding. Gene Ontology annotation, biological process: RNA polymerase II preinitiation complex assembly; transcription initiation at RNA polymerase II promoter. The record is from RefSeq and is a predicted model, not a curated record. The transcript is spliced from 3 exons. Gene Ontology annotation, cellular component: transcription factor TFIIA complex.
CACCUUUUCAUCAACAAACAACGAUUUAUCAUCGCCGUCGCCGCCCUGAACGUCGCCGUGCAUCUCAAGUAAAUCGAAAUAAAAAUACAAGAUGGCGGCCAACGGGAACACCAACUAUUACGAUUUGUAUCGCCAUGGCAGUCUUGGGACGACCCUGACCGAUGCACUCGACGACCUCAUUGGGGCGGAACGCAUGGAUCCUCAACUCGCGAUGAAGGUCCUCAUGCAGUUCGAUCGAGUUAUUACUGAGGCUCUCAAUGAGAAAGUCAAGGCUCGUUUGACCUUCAAGGGAUCUCUUGACACCUAUCGCUUCUGCGACGAAGUCUGGACUUUCCUCAUCAAGAACGUCACCUUCAAGAUGGAUGGUGGUCAGUCAGUGGUUACAGCAGACAAGGUCAAGAUCGUGAGCUGCAGCGCGAAGCGCAGUGACGAAAAGUAGAACGGAGGCGAUCGAAAACAGGGCAAGGCGGAGGGGUCUACCAGUUCACGCCUCGUCGAACAGGAACCUUAAUUCGAAAAGGAAUCCUACCUCUAGGUCAAGAGGGCGGCACUUUCGAUUAUCCCGUUAAAGAGGAGCAUCGAGG